AGCAAUACAAAAACACAACCAGUUCUAUACGACACUCCUCCGGCGAGCACAGGUCAAUCCCACUUCCAAAGUGUCUCCCGUGCGACACCAGUUCAAAGGCCCAGACCUGAAACCGCUAUUCCAUUUGUUCCUGACGAGUAUAAAGAGCGUUUACGCAAGUCAAAAUUAGCCAGAUCUCGCACCUUAAGUGAAUCGUUUGAUGAGCCAGAUUUAUAUUCCAUAGAAGAGCAUCGCGACGAACUGAGCAGUGUUCCAUCAACAACUCAUCAAUACUCAACGUUACAUCCAAAAUCACAAAACUAUCAAAGUUUAACUUAUCACUCGAAUACUGAUAAACACAGUAACACUUCUACAACUGGUUAUUUUGACUCAACGGGAAACGACGCGUCAAAUAUUCUGAGUGAAGUUGAAUCAUUAUUAUCACUUCAUUUGCCAUCCUCAACAUCGUACUCGUCAUCGUUGCCGAAUUCAUUAAAAUAUCAGCAAAAAGAUCACCCAACUGCAGCAGCGGUAACAACACCAGCACGUACGUCAUCAUCUCAAUUUGCAUCGCAAUCCUCAUCCUCGAGUACAUAUCAUCCUCAGCUCUAUCCAAUACCCUCACAACACCAGCAAUCAGCUCAACGUCUUCAGCAUCUUUACAGCCCUACCACCAUUAACUGCACUACUCCUCAUUCGUUUUCUUCUUCUUCGUCAAAUAACGUCAGCACUAAUCAGCGAUUAUUGCCGACGUAUUCGUGCACAAUACCCAAUUCUUCACAUUACAAUUCCUCCACUCUUCCAUUCAAUAAACCGCAGGUCUAUUGCACCGAGCAGCGGGAAGUGGAACGCUUCACGUAUCGUCCAGGCGCUGUCACUCCCAACACUACGAUCACGUCGUCACCGUCAACGCAAUCCACCUCAACCAAAAUAACACCAGCAAAAAUUCAACGGUAUCCAAUAGUUGAACUAAGUAUCCCGAAAUCGGACAGUUCAGUUAAUCAGUCUAAAUCAGUCGAUCAUCACGAUUACCAUCGAUUGAUCGGUGAUUAUUCGGACACGACCCAAACCGAUUCGAACAACCGAUCCAGCUAUUCGAGGUAUUCGUCGAAUCAACCGACCGUUCCCGAGUCACCUCUGAACGUCUACUCUCACCACCACCACCACCAUCAUCACUCCCACCAACCCCCCGAAUCAGAGCAGUCUUUUUCGCAAGCCAAUCAAGAACCUAUCAAGACGUCGUCCUCAUCGCAAUCGCAUUCAUCUCGUUCCAAUCAAACUUCAUCCAGUAAUCACAGCAACCGUGUCACUAUCGACUUGCUAUCACCGUCAUCAUUAGAUCGCUCGUUCUACGAACAAGCUGGUUUGAGCGGUGUUCGCGGUGGUAUUGGAUGUGAAUCACGCAUUAAAACGAGCACAAAACCACUUGAUAUCUCGAGUUUGGACGCUUUACUGGAGAGUACAUUCAGUGAUUUGUACGACGACGAUAUGUCGAAGUCGACAAAGGAAUGGCACUCGUCAUUCUCAACGAUGCGUGACCGAUUCGGCAAUCACGAUCUGCUCGAUGAAUUCGUUAAUCGUUUCGAUGACUUCACUACGAAUGGUUCGUUGACACUACCAAGACGUGGCGGUGGCCUCUCGAAGUCAGCCAGUCAAGGAAGUAUGACGCUGGGAAGACGAUCUGCUCAGUCUUCUUCAUAUUCAAGAAAUAAUUCAUUGCUCGCUGAUGCGGUUGAUGCAGUCGAACGAACCGUUUCUGAUGCGUCAGAAUCGAGUCGAAAGAACUCCCGGCAAGAACUGAACGAUUUUUGGGCUGAAACUGUUCGCAAUAGUUCGAAUUCUGGAUCAAUACAACGACCUUCAGGCCAAUUGAAUGCAGCGCAAAGACUAGAGAUGUUACAUGAAUCGUUGGACAUGCAACGCGGUAUGGAGAUGAGAUAUUCGCGUGGUGAACGAAUUGCUGAACGUCGUGCACAGUUCCUCAAGGAGACAAUCCAAUCCAGUAAUUCUGCGUCAUCGCCAUCAGCAUUAACUGAUCGAUUCUUCACUCAACGAUCCGUGCCUAGUUCAAAUGGAUAUAUGGGGAUGUUGUCAUUCAGUAAUUUAUCUUAUAUUAAUCAGCAGAAUGAGGCAUCGUUCCAAAUCGAUGUAAGCGAGAAUGAAACAACAACAACGAUACAUAAGAAGAACAAAGAGGCGAAUGAAUCGGCCAAACAACCGAAUUUCUCAGCUCUCGAUAAUGCAGUUGCUGAACUUAGCACGACGACCACCAGUCACCAACAGUACACCGUGAUUCGUAGCGGUGGAUGUGCACGCUUUCCAACUGAUGACCUUAAUUCACUGAGUCCAACCAGUCGUAAAGAUUCGUCGAACAAUUCAACGCAGUUGCACAGUCCCAGUCCAGAUGCUGGAAGUGAUACCGGAUCAGCGUAUAAUGCUCCAUCGGGACUACCACAUCCAAAACCGAAACAUAACAUUCGUGAACAACUCAUACAAGCUGGUUUUGAAUUGCGUGGCUGUUAG
Molecule: messenger RNA, 2502 nt
Organism: Anisakis simplex (herring worm)
Lineage: Eukaryota; Metazoa; Nematoda; Chromadorea; Rhabditida; Anisakidae
Source: the annotation of a GenBank genome assembly